AUGGAGGAGAACGACCAGUGUGCAGCAGCAGCAGCAAAACUUUUUGCUGCUUAUGGGGGGGCCCCCUGGCAGCAGCAGCUGCAGCUAUGGGCGGAGGGGGCCCCCGAUGAGGUUGCAGUAGCAAUCCUAAACAGUGACGCUGAGGUAACAGAGCAGCGAACAUUUGCUGCUUUCAGGGACGAAGCAGUAGCAGCAGCAGCAGUGCUGCAGCAGCUGCUGCAGCAACGGCAGCAGCAGCCGCAAGAGACAGCAGUUGUAUUCAAUCCAGCAGCAGCAGCAGCAGCAGCAGCAGCAGCAGCAGCAGCAGCAGCCAGACAGCAGCAACAGCAGCAGCAGCAGCAGCAGCAGCAGCAGCAGCAGCAGCAUUGCUCUGAUUCAGCUGUCUUCUGGGUCUACCGGCCGCCCGAAGGCAUGCACCAUAUCUCAUGGGGCCAGCAGCAGCAGCAGCAGCUGCAGCAGCAGCAGCAGCAGCAGCUGCAGCAGCAGCAGCAGCAGCAGCAGCAGAUGCUGCUGCUGCUGCUGAUAACACUCGCGUUAGCCACAGCAGCAACUGCAGCAGCAGUUGUUGUACACGAUGCUAUUUCUGUUUCUUCUGCUUCUAUUUCCGCUGCUUCUGUUGCUUCUGCUGCUGCUGCUGCUGCUGUUCCUCCUGCUGCUGCUGCUGCUGCUGCUGCUGUGCAGCAGCAGCAGCAGCAGCAGCAGCAGCAGCAGCAGCAGCAGCAGCAGCGGGAGCAGCAGCGGGAGCGGGAGCAGCAGCAGGAGCGGGAGAUGUGUGGUGGAGGAUAG
Eimeria mitis is the source of this 786-nucleotide messenger RNA. RefSeq lists its product as uncharacterized. The transcript is spliced from 5 exons. The coding region runs from base 1 to 786 and encodes 261 amino acids. Lineage: Eukaryota; Apicomplexa; Conoidasida; Eucoccidiorida; Eimeriidae. The record is from RefSeq and is a predicted model, not a curated record.